UCUAUAUGGCAACACUACACUGUAACACGGUUUCGUUGUAUUGAUCGCUCGACCAAUGGAUAUUGUGGCAAAAUAAAUUCAAUGCAGUCAUUUGACGGCACGAAAGUAGUCGAAAGUCUGAUGUCAAAUCAGUCGACGUGAGUCGUGAAUCAUUGUCAAAAUCAUUGAUAAAGUCAAAAUAGUGCACCAAAUAGUAUAGGAAUUCCUUUAAAAAUGUCUUCAAUGCGUAUGAAGGCAGCCAAAUGUCCAUCGGACGAGUUGGCUAUAACAAACUGUGCACUCAUCAAUCCAGAUGAUUUCAACAGUGAUGUGAAGCACAUAGAAAUUUCAACAGGACCAUCACAGCAUUUUGUCUUCAGUAUUAGGUUUUACAGUGGUGUUGACCGUGGCACUGUGGGAUUCUCUGCCCCACAAAGGAAAUGGGCUACUCUUUCUAUUGGUCAGACUAUUGAUGUUAAGCCAUUUAAGGCACAAAAUGCAGACUGCCUGUGCAAUGUGACCCUGGAAGCAGAUUUCAUGGUGAAGAAGACCACUUCAAUGGAACCAUAUGAUUCUGAACAAAUGGCUCGUGACUUUUUAAUCCAGUUUUCCAAUCAGAUCUUCACUGUUGGCCAGCAGUUGGCUUUUGCAUUCCAAGACAAAAAAGUUUUGUCUCUUAUUGUUAAGAAUUUGGAAGCUGUGGAUGUUCAGGCUUUAGCAGCGGGCGCCAACGCUGUUCCUCGACGUGUCAGAAUGGGCCGACUUCUACCUGAUGGCAACAUCCAAUUCGAUAAAGCUGAAAACUCUUCUCUUAACUUAGUUGGAAAAGCCAAAGGGAAACAGCCACGCCAGUCUAUCAUCAAUCCUGACUGGGACUUCGGCAAGAUGGGUAUCGGUGGUCUGGAUAGAGAGUUCAAUGCAAUCUUCCGACGUGCUUUUGCCUCUCGAGUCUUCCCACCUGAAGUCGUCGAACAAUUAGGCUGCAAACACGUGAAGGGUAUCUUGUUGUAUGGACCUCCCGGUACCGGUAAGACCCUCAUGGCCCGUCAGAUCGGAAAGAUGUUAAACGCUCGUGAACCCAAGAUCGUGAACGGUCCGCAAAUCUUGGACAAAUAUGUGGGUGAGAGCGAGGCCAACAUUCGACGGCUGUUCGCUGAUGCCGAAGAGGAAGAGAAAAGGUGUGGACCAAACAGUGGUCUCCAUAUUAUCAUCUUUGAUGAAAUCGACGCCAUUUGCAAAGCGAGAGGUUCUGUUGGAGGGAACACCGGUGUCCAUGAUACCGUAGUCAACCAGCUGCUGUCUAAGAUCGAUGGUGUGGACCAAUUGAACAACAUCCUUGUGAUCGGUAUGACGAAUCGUCGUGAUAUGAUUGACGAGGCUCUCAUGCGACCCGGUCGUCUCGAAGUCCAGAUGGAAAUCGGUCUGCCCGACGAGACCGGCCGAGUACAGAUCUUGAAUAUUCACACCAAGCGGAUGAAAGAGUACAAGAAGAUUGCUGAUGAUGUUGACAGCAAGGAACUGGCAGCCCUCACCAAGAACUUCUCCGGUGCAGAACUGGAAGGUUUAGUGCGAGCUGCUCAGUCAACAGCCAUGAACCGUUUGAUCAAAGCUUCAAGCAAAGUUGAGGUCGACCCCGAAGCCAUGGAGAAGCUCAUGGUUGAGAGGAUGGACUUCUUGCAUGCGUUGGAGAAUGAUAUCAAGCCGGCUUUCGGUACGGCAGCUGAAGCUUUAGAACAUUUCUUGAGCCGUGGUAUCGUGAACUGGGGCAGCCCUGUGUCAUCGCUGCUUGAAGAUGGACAGUUGUAUAUCCAGCAGGCACGCGCUACUGAGGCUAGCGGUUUAGUAUCAGUGCUGUUGGAAGGACCACCAAACAGUGGCAAGACGGCUCUGGCUGCGGAACUUGCGAAGCUCUCAGACUUCCCAUUCGUGAAGGUUUGCUCUCCAGAAGACAUGGUCGGCUUCACCGAGUCGUCCAAAUGUCUGCAGAUCAGAAAGUACUUCGAUGACGCCUACCGUUCAAGCCUGUCUUGCAUCCUGGUGGACAACAUUGAACGUCUUCUGGACUACGGUCCCAUCGGACCUCGGUAUUCUAACCUCACGCUGCAAGCUCUGCUCGUGUUACUGAAGAAACAGCCGCCAAAGGGACGGAAGCUACUCAUCCUUUGCACUAGCAGCCGAAGACAAGUGUUGGAGGACAUGGAGAUGCUGUCCGCGUUUACGGGCGUCCUGCACGUGCCCAACCUGUCGCAGCCGGAGCACGUGAUGGCCGUGCUGGAGAAGAGCGAUGCCUUCACUAAGCGGGACCUGCAGAAGAUACAGCACGAUAUCAGGGGUGCUAGGAUCUUCAUUGGCAUCAAGAAACUGCUAGCUCUAAUCGACAUGGUGAAACAGACUGACGAAGAGUCCCGAGUCUUCAAAUUCCUAACGAAAAUGCAGGAAGAGGGUGGCCUAGAUCUAGGCACUAAUGUACAAUAAGAAUCAUUGCAACCUUAGGGAUUACAUGCGCAUACCACACUUUCGCCCUCACCCGAUCACACUAAUGCACAUAUCUGCACAUCAAAAACCCAUAAUGUUAAAGUGACAGAGAGCUCGCCUUGCGCCUCUGAUCUCCGGAGCUACGAAAUCGAUUACGACGAAGUGAGCGAGUGCACUGAGUCGUUACUCGAUACUAGUCAUAACAAAAUAGGUAUGACCGCUAAAGGCAACGAAAUAUCAUUCGCUAAAAUGCCCCUAAUGAGGAUACGGAGUGUUGAAAUCGUUUUCGAAGAUGAAAUGUCCACGUGUACGGACACCGGCAUUUUGGAUAGGAGCAUAGAGUUGAUAGUGUCUGACAGCAGCGAUGAUUCCACCAAGUGCGUCGAUGAUUUGGAACAUUUACACAUCGAUAAAGACGCAAACUAUGACUCCGUCACGCUUAACGCGGACGGUGACCUAUCAGAUGACAGCUCUGAUUCCCUCGCUAAAGACAUUGUCGAAGACUUCCCUAAAAUGAUUACUCCCCAAAUUAUUUGCUCAGACUUUGACAUAGCUUCACACGUAAUAUGUGAAAGCACGUUAGCAAUUGAUGUAACUUUAUCACCGAAUGUAUCCGAGAUAGGUGAUUCUGGUCGCUUCACCGAAGAAGCUUGCUCAUCUCAUUUCGAAUCUGUUCCCAUCGAAGACGCUUUACUUUCUAACUCAUUUGACGCAAUUAAUGUCGAUAAAACUCCAACGUUGAUGAGCUCAUUCGAAUUGUCUGAUGCCUGCAGCGUCGCAGCCGAGAGUACGGCUCGGUUGUAUGAGUAUAUAGACAGUAACAGUGACAGUUCGGACGACUCUGAUAAUACCGCUACCUGUGACGCAGACACUCCGCUCCAGCAUUUAACGAGCAUCGGUAACAUCGUAUCCCCUGACGACAACUCUCUUGGUGACAGCUACGAUCUCCAGUACGACUCUUUCAUAGACAUGGGCAAAUUUUAAUACUCGAUUACCUAUAAUUAAAACAUGUUUAAACUAUUGCAUUAACUAAUUGUGCUUCUCUGUGGAUAUUUUACUCGUAAAGUUAUAUGAAUUUUAUCAAGUGUAAUACUGAUUGCCGUUUUUGACGUUGUUAAUUAGUUUUGCAUGUUUUUUUUUAAUUACAUAAUGUUCGAAUAAACACAUUCCAAUUGAAUUUAAAGAAGGAUUUGAUUAAAGUAGGUCCUGUUUUGUAUACACCAGGUGGUUAACUUUUAGUGAGCUAUUCUGACACCUAAUAUACCUUCUUUACACAGCUUGUGCACAGAGGGGCUCGGUGGUAUGCGGCUCUCGUAACCAUGUCAUGUCUCUAUAUGUACUUGUAAUAGUUAACUACUCAGUAGUAUUGUUGUAAAUAAUGUAAUGUUUCCAUAGGGCGUGCAAUUUAGUAUUUAUACAGUUAUACGUGAACAAUGACAUGGUUACAGAUAUCCCUGGGUUGUAAGUCUAGGCAAUAGCUCAAUUAUCUACAAUGUAUUAUAUUAUUUUUAAAGAGUGAUUUUUUAUUUAUUUCAAUUUGUUAUUGAAAUUAAAUGCAGCUUGACGCUGUCUAUUGUGUUAAUACUUAAUAGAGAUAUUUUGAUCAAUGUGUAAUAUUAUUAGCUGUAAGGGAAUGAUAUUGAUUAUGUCAAUAAAAUGUGUAGUAUUACGAACACUUGAGAAAUAUUGUUGUUAUAUUCAGUAGGACUCGAAGCUUUGACUUGAGGCAUUAGUACAAUUAAAGUUAUAAGUACUUACCUGCACUUGUAGUAAAUUUUACAGUCAAUUAAGACACUACGAAUAUAUCAGACUAAUCAGAUUGUUACAAGAUACUUGAGAAAUAUAAGCAAUUCUACAUGAAUGUUAUGUAGAUGAUUAUAACAAAUAUAUGUAGUGCAUAAAGUAAACGUGGCAGUAUCGUUUAUAAAUUAUAACUAUCUCAUAUUAAACUAACCAUAGCUAUAACGUUGUUGCUAUACAUUAGUAGUUAUUUAUUGUUACAUUCUACAGGUUAGAUUGAAUUGUUACAUCUUUGUGUAGGAUACAACAUUCCACUCAUACAUUUAAAACUGUUUCUGUGUAGAAAUGUGGUAUAUAAUAUACAUAAUCUCAAUUAUAUGAAGUAAGUUUUGUGGAAAUUUUCUUAUAAAGAUUAUAUCAAGCUUUUAGAUCACUGAUUAGCAUUAGGGCUUCUAAUUAUACUAACUGUGGUCAAAUUUCUUCUAUGUCUAAUAAAAUAUAUAAAUUAUGUGGAAUUAUUAUCAAUGAUAUGACAUAGCUUCUGAAAAUAAUGAACCAACUCACAAUUACUUGCAAAAUUAUUGUUAUCUUAUCAUAAAGAUGCUUGAUGAUCUAAGUGAAUGUUUUGAAUCCAAGUAUUGAUUAAGAAUACUAUAAAUUGUUUAUGUGUGAUACUAGAAAAAAAAUGUUAAUUCUUUCUCUUUGAGUCUGUUAAAACUAUAUGAAAAAUGGUUAAAGAUCUAUUUUCAUAGUAAAUGACAACUACAGUGAAAAUACAAUAGUGGUUAAUAUGAUUGAUUGCUUUUUAAGUAUAUAGAACAUUGCUUACAGUGGCUGUGUCAUAUAUCAUGUAAGCUUUAUUGUUGAUGAAAAUAAAGUAAAUGACAAC
This is a messenger RNA of Trichoplusia ni (cabbage looper), 5083 nucleotides long. RefSeq names its product vesicle-fusing ATPase 1-like. Gene Ontology annotation, cellular component: Golgi stack. Gene Ontology annotation, biological process: SNARE complex disassembly; Golgi to plasma membrane protein transport; intra-Golgi vesicle-mediated transport. The transcript is spliced from 15 exons. The record is from RefSeq and is a predicted model, not a curated record. Gene Ontology annotation, molecular function: ATP binding; ATP hydrolysis activity. Bases 214 to 2454 code for a protein of 746 amino acids. NCBI's taxonomy places the organism in Eukaryota, Metazoa, Arthropoda, Insecta, Lepidoptera, Noctuidae.